Molecule: messenger RNA, 3694 nt
Organism: Cladocopium goreaui
Lineage: Eukaryota; Dinophyceae; Suessiales; Symbiodiniaceae
Source: the annotation of a GenBank genome assembly
AUGGCCAACGGUGGUUUUGAACGAAUUGCCUUCGAGACAACUGGCCAGCCGCUCAAGUGCAAGGCAGCCGUGGCACGAGGCGUGAACGACCUGAGGAUCGAGGAAGUCAAUGUGGCAGUGCCAGGGCCAAGGGAGGUUCGCUUGAAGGUGAUGAGCAAUGCUCUGUGUCACACAGACAUCUACACGCUCUCCGGCGCCGAUCCCGAAGGGCUGUUCCCCAGCAUCCUGGGACACGAAGCCGGUGCCAUCGUGGAGAGCAUCGGCGAGGGCGUGACCAGUGUGAAAGUUGGAGACCACGUAAUUCCUUGCUACACCCCUCAGUGCGGUGAACCUGAAUGCAUCUUCUGCUUCCCUCCACGUGGAAAGCGCACCAACUUGUGCCCCAAGAUCCGUGGGACACAAGGCAAGGGCGUGAUGCCGGAUGGCACCAGCCGCUUCACGGAUGCCGAGGGCAAGACCAUCUGGCACUUCAUGGGUUGCUCCACCUUCUCGGAGUACACCGUGGUGGCGGACAUCUCCUGUGCAAAGGUGUCUCCUACGGCUCCUCUGGAUGUUUGCUCCCUGCUUGGUUGUGGCGUGGCGACCGGCUUGGGUGCCGUGUGGAACACCUGCGACGUGGAGGGUGGCAGCUCCGCAGCUGUCUUCGGGCUGGGCGCCGUGGGGCUCUCCGUGAUCCAAGGCUGCCAGAUGCGCGGAUGCUCCCGAAUUUUCGCCAUUGACAUGAACCCCAAGAAAUUUGAGAUCGCCAAACAGCUGGGCGCCACGGAUUGCUUGAACCCCAAGGACUACGAUAAGCCCAUCCAGCAGGUGAUUGUUGGUAUGACCACUUGGGGGGUGGACUACACCUUUGACUGCACUGGGAACGUGGAGGUCAUGCGCGCGGCUCUGGAGUGCGCGCACCGCGGCUGGGGUGAGAGCUGCGUCAUUGGCGUGGCGGCCGCUGGCAAGGAAAUUGCCACCCGGCCCUUCCAGCUGGUUACGGGCCGCAAGUGGACGGGCACAGCCUUUGGUGGCUGGAAGGGUCGCUCAGAGGUGCCCUCGCUGGUGACGGCCUACGAGGCCGGGCGCUUGAAGCUGGAUCACUACAUCACCCAUCGCUUCAAGGGCGUCGAAGGCACGAAGGAGGCGAUCGAAGCCCUCCAUUCAGGCGACUGCUUGCGAGCAGACGCAGCUUUGGCCGAGUUGGUUGGCGAAAGCUCAGCCUUUCGUCAGCUUUUUCCUCUGGCCAAGCGUGUCUGCCACGCGGCGCGGCACUUUGCAGCGGGCCAGCCCAUCAAGUGCAAGGCCAGCAAAGGAAGAGCCGGGAAAGAUCCCACGGACUUAAAGAGUGCAGGGCUCCUGGCCCUGCUGGCAGCGCAGCAAGUGCAGCAAGCGCAGGGCGAGGUGCCGGAAGAGUACCUGGAACCGCCGCCAGCCCAGGUGGAGGAAGUGGUGCCCGAAGUACGGGAAGACAUCACGUCGCAGCGUGCGACCGUCUUCGAUACCAUUGAAGGUUGUACGGUCCGCGAACUCAGAGCCAUGCAUUUCUUGGAGACCUGUUGGCAUGGCCUCCUGCCUAAUUUCUGCAACAGCAAGGAUGUGUGGAAGGAAGACACGGUGGUGUCUUGUGACUGUGUGGACCACCUGACGGGCGACCCGAAGUCCCAAGCCGCGCUGCUCUACCAGAGCGGCAAGACGCAGGCGCCCGCCUUCUUCAGAUCUGUAGAUGGAAGCACCCGGCAGGUGGGCAUGAUCAACGUUUGGACCUUGGGUGGUCGCGUGCCGGCGGUGCUGUGUGACCGCGGGCGCUUGGUGUGCCAUUGCGAAGACCCCGUCCGAGGCUGGGCGGAGUUCGAAAAGGCCUGCCGCCGCGGGCAGCUCUGCGAGCCGCCCGAGGAGGUCGAAGAAGGCGUGAGCAGUGGCUACGAACAGCAACACCAGGACUCAGAAGAUCGACAGGCUGCAGAAGAGCUUCACGAACAGAUGGAGAAGGAUGCCGCAAAGGAGCUCUCUGCUUCCAGCCUGGCGCAAGAGCCUUCGCACCGCUGCGAGUUCGGCGACCGCGUGCCGCUGGGCCAGGCCUUCUGCGAGGACUUCGGCGUUGAGCAGUGCGAAAGGACCUAUGCCAGGACCAAGCAAGGUCUCUACCACACCUGCGAAGUGGACAAGAAGAGCUUCCGCCACUGCGGCGCGCAGCUGCUGUCGGAGGCCGAAGCCAAGCAGCGGACGCAGCAGGCCAUGGCCUGGGCAGUGCAGAACUUCUACACCCCGGAGCUGGAUUGGAAGGUCCGGACCGUGAACUUCACCACAAGCGUGGUGGAGGAGCCGUGGCCACCAGCAACCCUCUUCCAGAAACAGGUGCAGGCCCGAAUGGAUGAGCAAGGCACCAUGGAGAAACUCAAGGUGCAUUCCAAUGCCUUGUGUCACACCGACAUCUACACGCUUUCGGGACAAGACCCUGAGGGACUCUUCCCCAGCAUCCUGGGCCACGAAGCCGGCACGGUGGUGGAGAGCGUGGGCGAAGGCGUCACGGGGCUGCAGCCGGGCGACAAGGUGAUCCCCUGCUACACCCCGCAGUGCGGCGAACCAGACUGCAUCUUCUGUUUCCCACCUCGAGGAAAGCGCACCAACCUCUGCCCAAAGAUUCGCGGUACCCAGGGCAGCGGUGUGAUGCCAGAUGGCACCAGCAGAUUUACAGAUGCAGAAGGGAAAGAGAUCAAGCACUUCAUGGGAUGCUCCACUUUUUCAGAGUAUACCGUGGUGGCAGACAUCUCUUGUGCCAAGGUCUCGGACACGGCACCCUUGGACGUUUGUUCGCUGUUGGGCUGCGGUGUUUCGACCGGUCUGGGCGCUGCCUGGAACACGCUGAACGUGGAGGGCGGCAGCUCGGUGGCCGUCUUCGGACUGGGCGCCGUGGGGCUCUCGGUGAUCCAAGGUGCCAAAAUGCGAGGUGCCGCUCGCAUCUUUGCGAUUGACAUGAACCCCAAGAAAUUCGAAAUGGCCAAAGAGCUAGGUGCUACAGAUUGCGUGAACCCCAAGGAUUAUGACAAGCCCAUCCAACAGGUGAUCGUGGGCAUGACCAAGUGGGGUGUGGAUUACACCUUUGAUUGCACUGGGAAUGUGGAGGUCAUGCGCGCGGCCCUGGAGUGCGCGCACCGCGGCUGGGGCGAGAGCUGCGUCAUUGGCGUGGCGGGCGCCGGGAAGGAGAUUAGCACCCGGCCGUUCCAGCUGGUGACGGGUCGAAAAUGGACCGGCACCGCCUUCGGUGGCUUCAAAGGACGCUCUGAGGUGCCGCCCUUGAUCGAUGACUAUGAGGCCGGCAGAUUAAAGUUGGACCACUACAUCACCCAUCGGUUUCAAGGCGUCGAAGGCAAUUUGAAGGCCAUUGAGGCGCUCCACUCCGGCGACUGCCUCCGAGCGGUGGUGACCUACUGAUGGUGACCAUGUCGAAGAGGCCUGAAACCUCUCGGAGCCCAAGCUGUCAAGUAGUUAAGCCAGGAGUUCGCCGCAACACCCAGCUGUUUACCAUUGUUUACCAGGUACCAAGGUGUACCAAAUGUAGCAAGAAAUUCAAAUGUCAUCACUCUUUGGGGUAAGCCUUCACUAUCGAGCACCGAUAGCUCCAGGUAGCCGGUGAGGCUGUAGGUGGCCCUUCCCGGUUUGGUGAGGGCCGUAGGACGCCGUAGGACGCCGUACCGUGAAAUUUCGUGGAAAA